AUGUGGAUGAACGGUGUCCCGCCUUGUCCUAUCAUUCAGGCGGACGUGAUGAUCGCCGGGGGGUCCGAGGCGGCCAUGACCCCGCUCUGCUUCGCCGGGUUCUGCUCCAUGCGCGCCAUGGUGACUUCGUUCAACGACGACCCCGAGAAGGCUUCGAGACCCUUCGACAAGGACAGAGCCGGUUUCGUCAUGGGGGAGGGAGCGGGGGUGCUUAUCCUGGAGACGGAGGAACACGCCCUGGCGCGGGGGGCCACCAUCUACUGCGAGGUGGCGGGCUACGGGGCUACCUGCGACGCUCACCACAUCACCGCACCUGCCCCAGAUGGCAACGGUCUGGCGAGGGCCAUCGGGGCGUCCAUGAAGAUGGGGGGUAUCGAGGCCAAGGACAUGGUGGGAGGAUACAUCAACGCGCACGGCACGUCUACUCCGUACAACGACAAAUUCGAGACCAUGGCCAUCAAGAGGGUGCUUGGAGAGGACGUGGCGAAGCAGGACAAGAAGCACCGACAGAGACGCAAGAGAAAGACCAACGAACGCAUCAACGCUGAGACGCUGGUCUGAGACCAGCUAUGAAAACCAGGAGGGGCCGGGCCUUUACGACCUGUGCGCCGUGGGUAUUCUGUAGGCAUGCGCCAUGUGUAACCUGGCGGGUAUUUAUUGAUGUUGAGUGGGUCCAACCAACUGCUUCAAAAGAGCAGACCGAUGAUGACACAAAUAACAUACCUUCCCACAAGCAAGUCCAGAUCACACCUACCAUCAUCGAGAGAACCCGUCGGGGGGGGUGAGGGUCUACUACUGCUGCUGCUGUGUGUUUUGUCAGGAUGUUUCCCCGCGGGAUCGGUUCAGAUUGCGUACUAGCGCCGCGCUACUGACUGCUGUUNUUGAUGUUGAGUGGGUCCAACCAACUGCUUCAAAAGAGCAGACCGAUGAUGACACAAAUAACAUACCUUCCCACAAGCAAGUCCAGAUCACACCUACCAUCAUCGAGAGAACCCGUCGGGGGGGGUGAGGGUCUACUACUGCUGCUGCUGUGUGUUUUGUCAGGAUGUUUCCCCGCGGGAUCGGUUCAGAUUGCGUACUAGCGCCGCGCUACUGACUGCUGUUUUCGCAAAGAAAGCCGUGCCCUGCAUGCUGUUGUUGCUGCCGCAGCCCUGCAGGGCCUCUCGGCCUCUCGCAUCAAAGUCAUGACGUCAUUUGACCAUCAACGGUUUUUUGUUGUUUUUGGUUCAUGCUGGACUGCUUGCUUUCACUCGGGCGGGAAACUCGGAAGGCUUGAGACGAAUGUGGCGGGCAAGUUGUGAGCCUGACGCAAUAUUUGCCAUCUGUCGUGUCACAAUCCUAUGUCUACGCUGCUGUUCGUGUUCCUCGACGGUGUGAUGUCAUGUGUGAUACGCUCGCCGGCAGGGGGAUGCCGCAUGUAUGCUUCUUCCAGAUGCCCAGAUGUACGUACGUGUGUGAUUGUUUGCGUCCGCACGGCGGGAAGACUUCACAAUUUGUUUCUUCGCGCAUGUGCAUCGAAACGGAAAGAAACAGCCGCAUGUAAAGUGCAAAAUUUUGAACGGUGGUCGCACGUACAAUCAUCGUCGCUCCCGUCGCACGCCUGCUGUCCCUCUGUGGUGC
Molecule: messenger RNA, 1620 nt
Organism: Ectocarpus sp. CCAP 1310/34
Lineage: Eukaryota; Phaeophyceae; Ectocarpales; Ectocarpaceae
Source: the annotation of a GenBank genome assembly